AGAGGAAGUUGCUCGUUUAUGUGAUUGUGUCCCAGGAAGAGGGAACAGAAGCUGUCAGGACUUGGAGAGAUGAGGCUGCCAGUAUGUAUUGGUGUGAUCUUUGUUCUGUCAAUGGUUGGUGGGGUACACAACAGCCAAGACAACUCAGAUAUAGCAGGUGAUGUGAAUGACCUGCUGGAGAUGGUCCCGUUUGACCAGUUAGCAGCUCUCUUCUUUGAAUAUCUCUCAACGGAUGCACAAGUCAACAAAGUCCUACGCUACCUCACCGAUGAGAGAUUCAAAUUAAAUCUCGUCCAGUUUGAAACUUCUGCAGCGUUUCAUGAGGCAUACGACUCCCUGUUGCCACUCGGGGUCGACAUAUACUCAUGGACCAAUGAGUUGAACCGGCUGUUGGACAUUGCCACUAUACGACCAGUGAGACGAAGACGAUCACCAGGUGAUGGGGUCUACAGUCUCGUGAAGGACGCACUGACGUUGCUGCCAAUACAUGAUAUCAAGGAGGCCUACAACCAUAAACUGGACACCAACCCGGCUUUUGAGAGAACAAUGGAUCGUCUGCUGACAGUUGAGUUACGCAAUCACAUCUACACUCUGAUGAGUACGGAGGAGUUUGAGCUGACGACACGACAGUUGGCAGACCUGGGGGUGGCUGUCAGUGACAUUGUUGACCUACUGGAGGACCUCAUUGUUGACUUCUUUGACCUCGACAGCAAAGAAGAAGACGACGAAGAAGGCGACGAGUAAACAGAGCGAAAUAUUACGGAGGAGGCUGAGUCAAAGUUGUAAAUAAAUUAUGUUAACCAUGAAUGUUGUGUGUUCUUG
This is a messenger RNA of Macrosteles quadrilineatus (aster leafhopper), 822 nucleotides long. RefSeq lists its product as uncharacterized. Lineage: Eukaryota; Metazoa; Arthropoda; Insecta; Hemiptera; Cicadellidae. The record is from RefSeq and is a predicted model, not a curated record. The coding region runs from base 70 to 744 and encodes 224 amino acids. The transcript is spliced from 5 exons.